Molecule: messenger RNA, 525 nt
Organism: Rhinopithecus roxellana (golden snub-nosed monkey)
Lineage: Eukaryota; Metazoa; Chordata; Mammalia; Primates; Cercopithecidae
Gene: AHSP
Product: alpha hemoglobin stabilizing protein
Exons: 3
Coding region: 105-413 (102 amino acids)
Biological process (GO): protein folding; erythrocyte differentiation; protein stabilization
Cellular component (GO): cytoplasm
Molecular function (GO): hemoglobin binding
Source: RefSeq, a predicted model, not a curated record
CUGACAUUUGACUCAUUGCCUACAUCUAUAGCUUGGCACAGAGCAAUUCAUGCACCCUCAAGAGUGUGGGUGAGACAUAUACAGCCUGUUAGACCUGAAGGCAGAUGGCUCUUCUUAAGGCCAAUAAGGAUCUCAUUUCUGCAGGACGGCAGGAGUUCAGUGUUCUGCUGAAUCAGCAGGUCUUCAAUGAUCCUCUCAUCUCUGAAGAAGAUAUGGUGACUGUGGUGGAGGACUGGAUGAACUUCUACAUCAACUAUUACAGGCAGCAGGUGACAGGGGAGCCCCAAGAACGAGACAGGGCUCUGCAGGAGCUUCGGCAAGAGCUGAACACUCUGGCCAACCCUUUCCUAGCCAAGUACAGGGACUUCCUGAAGUCUCAUGAGCCCCCGAGUCACCCACCGCCCUCCUCCUAGCCCAGGGAUCCAGCCCCUCCUCUCUGAGAAACUCUGACCUUCAUAUCCUUAGGCUGUGCUCCCGCCACUCUACACUGACACCUCAAUAAAGACCAGUGCUGGUUUUAUUGGA